AUGUCUUCAUUACAGGACCAACUUUCCCAAGUUGCUGCUAACAAUGCAACUGUUGCAUUCGAUCGAAAAAGGAGACAGAAACUUCACACUGCUUCACUAAUCUAUAAUCCCAAGACCGCUGCCACUCAGGAUUAUGACUUAAUAUUCGAAGACGCAUCUUUAGCUUUAGAAGAGUUAAUACAGCAAGAUUCUAGGUUUCAGGUUUUUACUCGUUCGUUGUUUAAUUCCUCUUCUGUUUCUAUUGACAGGAGUCAGCAAACUGCUGAGCAGGUUAAAGCUUUGGAUAAUGCCAUAAAUGCGUAUUUAAUGCUUGUGUCUUCUAAGUGGCAUCUCACUCCUACUAUUCGUGCUACUGAAUGGAUUGUUCGUCGUUUUCAAGUUCAUAUUCACAAUGCCGAGAUGCUUCUACUGUCUACAAUCAACUAUUACCAGACGCCUAUAUUCAAGCGGAUUUUGAACAUUAUUAAAUUACCUCCAUUGUUCAGCCCAUUUUCGAACUUUAUGAAAGCGAAUGAAAAUUCUCCAAGUAAUUUGACUAUUAUUAAACUAUUCAACGACAUGGAUUUCCUUAAGUUGUAUACGAACUACCUCUCGAAGGUCAUCAAACAGAAGGUUUCAUACACAAGCCAGUUGUUGUUCACGUCAUGUUCUUUCAUCAACUUAAUUGCUUACAACAUAGGAAAUGAGGAAAAACUAAAACAAUUGGUUCCGAUUCUACUGGAAGUUUGUGCAAAAUUAUUAGGGUCAAGUUCCGUUGAAUGUCAUGCCGCUGCACAUACUGUUUUAGUUGUCUUGGCAACUGCAUUACCAUUAAAAAGACAAAUAAUUCUUGCCGCUUGCGAGACCAUUGCCAGCGCUGUUGCAGAAGAUGGUGCCACUAGGAGAAGCGCACUAAUUACUAUUUGUAAACUACUUCAAACGCUAAAGGGCGAAGGUAAUGUGGACCAUUUCCCAGAUCAUUUAUACAGAGUGAUUGAUUCCAAGUUUUCUAUGGAGUAUACUCUAGAGUUCUUGGGUAAGAAGGAGACACCAGCAGAAAUUUUUGCAACUUCCUACCUUCGUUCUAUCACUAGAUAUGAUCAUUCAAAGUUAACUUCAAUCGUAUCAGUUUUAAAGCUAGUGGAACUUGAAAAGUACCAACUAAGGUUGCUAAUAACUGAUCUCGUAUACUUGUCAGAAGUUUUGGAAGAUAAGUCUAAAUUGAUUGGGACGUUUGAAUACCUUGUUUCUAUAGACGAAGGUUUGGUUUUGAAAUGUCUAGAAUCAUUAAAUUUAACUGGUGAAAUAUUUGAAGUUAGACUAACGACAUCUCUAUUUUCCGUGGAGAAUUUUGAAGCAUCCAAAAGUGAAGAUCUUUUGAAGAAACUACAAGCUGGCAAUACCACGGGCAGCUCUGCAGUUCAACCCUUCAAGGAAUUCCUGAAUAAGAACUCCGAUUAUAUAUACACUAAGACCGUGUCGUUAUUGGGUCUAGAAGAUGAAAAGUUUUCCAAAUUGCUUUCACUGUUUAUUAAUGCUAUCGGUAAGAAAUACCAACCAGGGCUUUUCCUCUCAUCUUUCUUUACUACUUUAGAAGGUAGAAUUACGUUUCUAUUGAGAACUAUAGUCUCGCCUUCCUCACCAGCCGCUCUGCGUCUAAUUUCGUUGCAUAAUCUGUCGAAAAUAAUAAGUUCUAUUGGAUCAGAUUCAAAUCUCUUCACAUUAGUUCCAAUUUUGACUGUCGCAUUGACUGAUGUUUCAAAAAAUGUCAGAGAAGCAGCUAAAAAAGUUCUUCAACAGAUUUCUAAAAGGCAAUACACUAAGCGUUUCUUCAUGGCUGAAAAGAUCUACGGUGAUGGAUUAUCUAUUCCAAUGCUUAGUCCAAAAGAUAGUGAGUUGUGGUUGAAUAAUCUAUUGGACGAAUACCUGGUUGAGAGUUAUGAUAUUUCUCAACUAUUAGUUCCAAAGAAAAAUGAAAAGAUCUAUUUAUUAUUUUGGGUUAACCAGGCUUUAUUCAUUCCCUUACCGUUACCAAAAAUGACCAUUUUAAAGUACCUAACCAAGCAUUCGUCAUAUUCAGCUAGUUAUUCUCAACUCUUUGAACCUAUGUUGUCAAACUACUUAAAGGAUAGGGCACAAUGGGAAGUUAAAUGUGCUCAAAACAAGACCAAUUUUAAGCAAUUUGAGACAGAAUUGGUUUCUUUGGUGACAGAAAAGGAGAAAAACCAAGUAGUUAUCAAUUUUGUGUUGGAAUGUCUAAAGUGCCCUCAUGAGCAGCUUGCAACUUUGAUGGCGAACCGGUUGCUCAACAUAUUUUCGACUUUAAAGCAUUCAGUACAGCUACAGAUAGUAGAAAGCAUUGUAAACACUACGUCAGAGCUGGAAUUGUCAUACGAUUCAAUUGACACGUUGCAAAACUUGCCAUUGUCUGUUGAAUUAUUUGUUUCCAUUUUAAAUCAAAAUAAGAUUGCCGACGAGACUACAACUGAUUUAACUAAGAGGAGAAGAAGAAGAUCUUCAAGCAGUCAUAAAGCUGUGCUUCAAAAUGAAGAAGUUUCACAUAUUGCUGAAGUCCAUCUAAGAAAGCUAACUAUAAUUCUGGAGGCAUUGGAUAGAAUGCGGAUUACGGGCUCAGAAGAACUUUUUACGACCUUGUUCACAAUUCUUUCAGAUUUAGAGACAUUGGACCAAGACGGCGGUCUUCCUGUUCUAUAUGCUCAGGAGACAUUGGCCUCAUGUAUGCUAAACAGCAUUGAAACCAUGAAAGCCAAUUCAAAGAUAACAAGUUUGAAGUCGAUUCGUGCUGACAUCCUUGUAACCGCUAUUAGGGCUUCUCCAUCCCCGCAGUUACAAAAUAAGUUACUUUUAGUUAUUGGUGCACUAGCAACGCUAAACCCUGAAGUUGUUCUGCAUUCAAUUAUGCCAAUUUUCACUUUUAUGGGUGCUCAUUCUAUCCGCCAGGAUGACGAAUUCUCAACUUUAGUUGUAGAAAAGACUAUCAAAACUGUUGUACCUGCUCUUUUAGAAUCGGGCUCAUCUACUCUAUCUGAUGAACUCGAAUUUCUUCUAAUAAGUUUUACAACUGCCUUUUCUCAUGUUCCUAAGCAUAGAAGGGUAAGACUCUACACCACGUUAGUCCAGACUCUAGGUCCUGAGAAUGCAAUUUCUCCAUUUUUGUUCCUCAUUGCGCAGAGCUAUUCAAACAGCAUCAAUCACUUUAGCAUAGCAGAUGCUAAGAGCACUCUAGAAUUCUCUAAGAAAUUCCUCUCCAAUUUCAGUGUUAUUGAUCAACUAAAUGGUCUUUCUAAAUUAUUUGAACUAUUAAGGCUCUUAUCAGAUAUCAGUAGCACCGAGGGUGUUAAACAACCAUAUCGAACAUUAUUUUCUAAUGGUGUUUUGAACUUCACCAGUUCUGAGCUGUUUAAUUUGAAGAAAAAUGCUUUUGAUUAUAUUGAUAACUUAGUUUCGGAGGAGAGUGUAGAUUACCAUAAUUCCAAUGGUACCUUAAAAUUGAGGAUCUUAAGUGCAUUAACUGAUCCACAAUCGGGAGCAGCUUUUAUUUCAGCCAUAAUUGCCAGGUUUGGUGCUUUAUUGAAUGCUAUCUUGGAAUUUAUUAAUAAUGUCGAAAGCAUAUGCCAAACUGGAAACAGCUCUAUUUCAGACGCAGAGGGUUCAUUUACGGAAGCUGAAUCUGAAGAUAGAGUUGCUGAAAUAAAUGAAGUUUUGUUCAGCUUGUUAAGCCAUGUCUUGGACCUAUUACCAACCAAUGAAUUUGUUCAAUCUGUUAGUCCGCUACUCAAUAAGGGAAAUAGUGAAGCAAUCAGACAUCACUUGAUCCUGGCAAUAGGUUCCAAGUUUGAUUUAGAGCCUAUCCAGUCUGCUGCUGAUGCAGAAAGCGUGAUCUCUAUGCUUUUCGGUAUAACUACAGGAGAAAACGAAUCACCUUCCAUUAUCCAAGUUGCGCUGAAUACUGUAUCAAUUUUGAUAACCAAAUUUGGAUCCCAAAUAUCUUCCACGUUAUUAACUGAGUCUUUGAAGGUUGGUGUUCAGCAUUUAUCAUCCGAGAGAAUGGACAUCAUCAUUUCUGCACUCUCUGUUCUCACCAAUACCGUCCAUAUUUUGGGUGUUAAAUCCAUUGCUUUCUAUCCAAAGAUUGUUCCACGUUCUCUAGAGAUCUUUGCAUCAGUCCAAGAUACUGAAGACGAAUUGAAAGAGCAAACUCAAUUAUCUGUGUUGCUGAUGUUUGCAGCAAUGAUCAAGCGUAUGCCAAGUUUCCUAUUAUCUAAUUUACUUGAUGUUUUCAAAGUGGUAUUCUUUGCUGAUGAUGUCCAAGACUCCAUUAGGUUGUAUGUUAUCUCACUUAUUGUCCAGCAUAUUGACUUGAAAGAAGUUAUUAAAACCUUGCAUAAGGUUUGGAUCUUACACGUCUGUAAGACCGAAGACUCCGUUGCAGUCUCUAUGUUUUUAAGUACGCUAGAGUCCACGGUGGAGGCCAUUGACAAAAAGUCGGCUGCAAACCAGGCUCCAAACUUCUUCAAGCUCUCUCUGGCCUUAUUUGAGUACAGAGCUAUCAGCUCCUUUGAUAAUAACACCAUAAGCCGUAUUGAAGCCACCACUCAUGAAGUCGUGGUUGCAUACGUUCUCAAACUAAACGACAAGGUAUUCAGGCAACUCUUUGCUCUCACAGCCAGAUGGGCUUUUGAUGGUGAAUGUGUGACAAAUACAACCAUCACGAAGGUGGAACGUCUCGUGGCUUUCUACAAAUUCUACAACAAGCUACAAGACAACUUGAAAUCAAUCAUCACUUCAUACUUCAACUACUUACUCGAACCAACCAACAACCUUCUAAAGGACUUCAUCAGUGGAACCAUCCAAGAUACCAACUUACGCAGAUUAGUCCUCAUUUCUCUCAACUCUUCCUUUAAAUAUGACAGAGACGAGUAUUGGAGGUCCUCUACAAGAUUCGAGCUCAUCUCCACUUCCCUUGUCAAUCAAAUUGCAAACAUUCCAGAUGUUAUCGGCAAGUACCUUGUUAAGGCAAUCACUGCGCUAGCAGUCAACAACUCUGAGAUCCCAGAGCAUAAUAAAAUCAUUAAUGGUCUAUUGAUCCAACACAUGAAAUCUGAUUGUCAAACAAAACAGAAGUUGUGGGCCGUAAAAUCAAUCAAGUUGAUCUACGCCAAGGUCGGUGAAAAAUGGCUUGUCCUACUACCUCAGUUGGUUCCAAUAAUUGCUGAAUUAUUGGAAGACGAUGACGAACAAGUCGAACAAGAGGUUAGAACGGGCCUAGUUAAGGUUGUAGAAAACGUUCUAGGGGAACCGUUCGAUAGAUACCUAAAUUAG
Molecule: messenger RNA, 5322 nt
Organism: Eremothecium sinecaudum
Lineage: Eukaryota; Fungi; Ascomycota; Saccharomycetes; Saccharomycetales; Saccharomycetaceae
Gene: UTP10
Product: snoRNA-binding rRNA-processing protein UTP10
Exons: 1
Coding region: 1-5322 (1773 amino acids)
Biological process (GO): maturation of SSU-rRNA from tricistronic rRNA transcript (SSU-rRNA, 5.8S rRNA, LSU-rRNA); positive regulation of transcription by RNA polymerase I
Cellular component (GO): small-subunit processome; t-UTP complex; 90S preribosome
Molecular function (GO): snoRNA binding
Source: RefSeq, a predicted model, not a curated record